Molecule: messenger RNA, 231 nt
Organism: Parnassius mnemosyne (clouded apollo)
Lineage: Eukaryota; Metazoa; Arthropoda; Insecta; Lepidoptera; Papilionidae
Source: the annotation of a GenBank genome assembly
AUGGCAGUAACUAUGACCAAUGAGGAAACUUUUCAGUUUAUAGAACUCUACCAAGCCGAAAACUGUUUAUGGAACCCAAUAAAUAAAAAUCACAAAAAUAAAAACAUUAUCAACGAUUCUUGGAAACGUAUUGCAGAUACGAUGGGUGUACCAGUUCAUGAAUUAAAGAAAAAAAAAGAGAGCUUAAUGACAUGCUUUCGCAAUAAUUUAAAAAAAAAAUAUUAUCGUUGA